GCGCACACCUCCGGCAGGUCACACGAGUUUAUUUCCAGCGUCUGUUGGAGACGUGUUAAGGUUGCGUUUGCACAGCGUGGCCAAGCAUUGCGACACUGUAACGAUGGAUCCCAUGGACUUUGUGGAUUCGAGUUUUUGAGGAAAGCAGAACACCGACUUUUGAAACUCAACGGCGACGUUUGAAAUGUUGCUGCGUGGUUUGUCGGUAUUUCCAGGCAGCCAUCGACAACCCAAGCCAGGCUAGUGUAGCUAGGUAGCAGCCCGGCUAGUUAUCGUUAGCUAGGCUCUCUGCUGUCUAAGCGCAUUGUAGUGUUGACAGCGUCUUUAUUAGCUCGGUUUGUUUGUAAUUUUCUGAUAAAGACAUUUACAGCUUGCCAGGUUUGCAACCAGGCUGUAGUUUUCAGAUACCGAUAGGGCGGUGUAAAAGCUGAGCUAACGCUAAUCUUAGCCACUAAGGUGCAUUGACAACUACUUGUAAGUGAAUGUUAAUGUAACUUAUCCUUCACAAAGUACAAAUUUUGAUAUCUAUUACGCAUAUAUCAAACAAACUCGUUUGAACCGGUGCUGAAAUGCACCGCUGAUACCUACGUUUGACCAGGAGCUCACGUCGCACUACGCUACAGUCACAGUGUUUUGGCUGACAUGGCAGCGAGCGGAUACUCUGACCUCAGGGAGAAGUUGGAGUCCAUGACUCCGCACGGGGACGAGUACAAAAAUAAAUACGUGCACGGCACAAGUAAUGGCAGCGAGAAGGGCCGAAAGCGCAAGUACCGAGAGUCCGACGAUGACGAGUACGAGCACAGCGACGACAGCGCGGAGCUCCGGGAGCAGGAGGCCCACAGGGUGAGCAGCAGCAUCCAGCAGAAGAGCAUCUUCACGGCGGAGGAGUGCGCCCUCAUCGAGGAGAAGAUCGACCAGGUGGUGGCUAAAGCAGAGGCUGGACUUUACCGCGAGCACACCGUGGACAGGGCGCCGCUCCGCAACAAGUACUUCUUCGGAGAGGGCUACACGUACGGAGCCCAGCUGGAGAAGCGAGGACCGGGCCAGGAGCGGCUGUACCGCAAGGGAGAGGUGGACGACAUCCCCAGCUGGGUGCACGAGCUGGUCAUUAACCGCCUGGUGUCCGAUGGAGUCAUCCCAGAAGGGUUUGUCAACAGUGCAGUCAUCAAUGAUUAUCAGCCAGGAGGCUGCAUCGUGUCCCAUGUGGAUCCACUGCACAUCUUUGCAAGGCCCAUCGUCUCAGUGUCAUUUUUCAGUGAUAGCGCGCUCUGCUUCGGCUGUCGCUUCCAGUUUAAACCAAUACGCGUUUCUGAGCCCGUGUUUGUCCUACCUGUGAGGAGAGGCAGCGUCACAGUACUCAGUGGCUAUGCAGCAGAUGAGAUCACUCACUGUAUCAGGCCCCAAGACAUCAAGGAACGGCGGGCAGUUAUCAUCCUCAGAAAGACAAAACCGGAUGCUCCUCGACUGGAUUCCUACAGUUCUUUAAGUUCUUUCCCUGCAGAGAGAUCUACUCAUUUGAAAGCCAAACGUUCGCGUCGCAAAGCAGACCCUGAUGCUGCUCACAGGCCAAGGGUUCUGGAGAUGGAUAAAGAGGAAAACAGACAUCCUUCACUUUCUCGUCACCACAGCAUUGGUUCAGAAAAUUACUGGAGACGAGAGCAGGACCACAACAAGCACCGGCAGAGUUCAGGACGCAAAGUCAAAAUAAGACGCCAAUGAGCUCCCUUGCGUCAAACAUGUACUCACAUAAUAUAUGGUUCUCUAUGUAUUUCAGUAGUACCUCCUCUUUCUUUCUUUGAUCAGACAGUUUCUUGCUCCAGACUUAGUCUGGCACAGGAAGCACAGUUAUGUUGUCUAGAUCCGUUUGAUUGUAUAUUUGUGUUUGGCAGAUGAAACUGAAAGUUAAUGGCUGCAGUUAGACUCUGUUGUUAAACUCUUCAAUUACCUUAAAUUAAACAAUCCUUGUUGCUAUGUUCAUAGAUUCUUCAAAAUAGCAUGUAUUUUUUGUAACCAAGAUGUACAGACCUUAAGCGCUAAAAGGAAGUUGCAGGUAUGGACUUGUAUAAAACCUGAUCUGUAAUCUAACUUGUUAUAAUGUAAAAUAUGCUUGUAUAGUCUUUGAUUGGAAAACUUUUAUGAAGACUGAAAUCUUUGUGUUUUUUUUUCUCACCAAAAAUGUCUGACCCCUACCUUUACUGUGCCAUCCCAGAUAGUUGCUGUUUAUACUUUCAGCUACAGUUUUAAUUGGCAACAGCUGGAUAUGCAAACAUGAAGUUGUCAUUUGACUUGGGUGUUUGUCACAAUUUGGUGGAACAACAAAACUGAUUUAAGUGAGAUACUCAGGCCUGUUUUAACACUUCUCUUUUAGCCUGAUGUUGCUUUACCUUAUAUUUUGUGACAGAGACCAUGUUAUUGCUGUUCUCUAAUAAAUAUAAUUUUCCUCAUUUAAAUUGGGUGCUUUUUGGAGACAACUAAAACUUAAUUGAGCAAAUCCAGUUUCUAUUAUGGCUUGUUUAGUUUAGGUCUAAACACUACUGGGAAGAAGCCUAAUUUCCAGAUGUAUUAGUCCCUGAGGUUUGAUGUGUAAACAAAUGCAUUUGUUUCUUGCUCUGAGCCGUAUUUGGCAGAGGUACUCAUUAGCUGUCUGCUGUGUUAGAGUUACACAUGAACAGAAAUAAACAGGAGAAAUUACUUUCUAAAAACA
Betta splendens (Siamese fighting fish) is the source of this 2704-nucleotide messenger RNA. RefSeq names its product alkB homolog 5, RNA demethylase (gene alkbh5). Bases 643 to 1719 code for a protein of 358 amino acids. Lineage: Eukaryota; Metazoa; Chordata; Actinopteri; Anabantiformes; Osphronemidae. Gene Ontology annotation, molecular function: oxidative RNA demethylase activity. The transcript has 4 exons. The record is from RefSeq and is a predicted model, not a curated record. Gene Ontology annotation, biological process: mRNA processing; mRNA export from nucleus. Gene Ontology annotation, cellular component: nucleus.